AUGCGCGUUUCUCUUCCUGUCCACCCCGUUUAUAAAACUAGAAGUGAAGUGGCCACAGUGGAUUGGAUUCGCUACGUAACAGAUAUUCUUACGCCCAGGAUCAUCGCUUACAAUGAUACUCGCGAAAGUGAGAUUGGGUUCGAAUGGAUCCUUAUGACGGAAGUGCCUGGGAAGCCUCUCGCCGACUUAUGGCAAUGCCUGUCCAUUGCCGCAAAGUCAGACUUGGUCAAGAAAUUCGCAGGAUUUUCCAUCUCCCUGUGGAGAAAUCAGUUGAGGGGGAUCGGGAACAUUUACCCACCAUCGGUGACGGCCAACGAAAAAGCUUCAGCUGGGGAUCCCGCAGCGAGUGGCAGUCCGGAACACCUAGUGAAUGCCGUCCCAAAGACAGGGCAAAUUGUCUCUCUCGAAUUUCUCUGGGGAUCUCAAGCCCGUCGGAAUGUGAACCGAGGCCCAUUUCUCUCUAGUCAAGACUGGAUGGAGGCACGGCUUGCUUUCGCCAAGAAUGACUGCCAGGAAAUAUUGGCGAAGUAUCCCGCAGGUGACGACCUUGAUAGCGACGCUGAGGAUGGAUUGGAAGCUACUACACAGACGCUAGCGCUCAUUGAAAAGCUGGAAAACAUUUUCCCACGUGUUUUCCCUCUCGAUAAAUAUGUCCCAGAGCCAAGCGUGGUCUUCCAUGAUGACCUAUCACAGCAUAAUAUCUUGGUGAGCGAGAAAGGCGAGUUGACGGGUGUACUAGAUUGGGAGUGCGUUUCAGCACUACCAUUAUGGAAGGCCUGUUAUCAUCCUACGUUUCUGUAUGGGCGUCCUCGAGAUACGAAGCCCAAUAUCGAAAUGUACGAUAGAGGGAAUCCUCCCCCUGGUAGUGCAUUCUGGGAACAUUUGCAUGAUUAUGAGGUAACACUUCUACGAGGCAUGUUCUUGGACGAGAUGAGGAAGUCGGAGCCGGGAUGGGUGAACAUCUUUGAUAUGAGUCAUCUUCGUCGAGAUUUUGAUACUGCUGUGCAAUAUUUUGACAAUGGGAUUGUCCGUCACAUAAUUGAGAAGUGGGUUGAAGAUGUCACUGCCGGUAAUGAAGAUCCACAAAGCUUACGUGAUAGCCUUGGGUGUUAA
This is a messenger RNA of Penicillium expansum, 1113 nucleotides long. Its product is annotated as Aminoglycoside phosphotransferase. NCBI's taxonomy places the organism in Eukaryota, Fungi, Ascomycota, Eurotiomycetes, Eurotiales, Aspergillaceae. The record is from RefSeq and is a predicted model, not a curated record. The coding region runs from base 1 to 1113 and encodes 370 amino acids. The transcript has a single exon.